GAUCAGCGCCAGGACAACAUUGCUCAUAAGAAAAUGUGUCGGUAGUUCUGUAAUCGAUCGAAAACUGUGAGGGGAGAAUUUGAUUCCACUUCGUGUGGUAUAUAUGAGUCACGAAUGGAUCCUAAUUUAAACUUAAUACAAAAAAUAUUUCCUUACUUUUUACUGUUCUGUUUUGGCUUAAUACAUCAAGUACCUAUUUCGUGGGGCACAGAAAGAGUGAAUUUAACUAACCAGCAUGGUCUUGAAAAUGAGAGCAGCAGGAUAAUGCUGGCGAAAUGGGACCCUGGUUCCCAAGCAGAGCAGCAAAUAUUACUAAGCAACACAUCAGAGCACAGUGAAUCGGAGUGGGCUGGCCGUAGAGCUAUGGUACAUAACAGUCCUUGCACGUUCCCAUGCCUGAAUGGGGGACAGUGUCUCUCAGAAAACACCUGCAACUGCUCUAUCUACCAGGCCACUGGAUCACGCUGUCAAACAGUUCCUAAUUCAGGUUUGGAAAGGGAGAUGACGUGCCGGUCAUGGGGCCAGUACAAUUACGAGACUUUUGAUGGCCUUUAUUACUACUUUCCUGGGAAGUGCAGUUACACUCUCUUGAAAGACUGUGAGGACAAUACACAGUCAAGUGUGCUGAUACAGGUUCAUAAUGAUCCAGAAUGUGGUUUUCGUCCUUACUCCUGCACACGAUCAGUAAGCCUCUUCCUGCCAUGGGAAGGGGAGAUUAGGUUACAGAACUACAAUGUCAGUUUCAAAGGUCAAAGUGUGCAACUGCCUCAUAACAUCCAUGACAUUGAGCUGGAGCGGAUUGCUGACUACAUCCUGGUCUCGCAAGCUCAAGGUUUCAUGCUGGCCUGGCAGGGGCUUAGCAGUUCCAUCUACAUCAAGAUGAGUCCAGAGUUUGUGGGACGCACCUGUGGUCUGUGUGGCAACUUCAAUGCUGAUAUUCAGGAUGAUCUGAAGACCAGCUAUGGUAUGCUCACAGAAGACAUUGCUAUUUUUGGGAACAGCUGGAUGGAGGAGGAGCCACAGGGACCCACAUGUCCAACCAUUCCAUCUUUCUAUCCAUCUCCCUGUUCUACGCAGGACCCUCACAUUCUAAUGAAAGUGGAAGAGGUGUGUGCAUCUUUACUGAAAGAGCCAUUUAAAUCCUGCCAUCAGUUUGUUAGUCCAUAUUCAUAUAUGGCCAGCUGCUCCAAUGACCUCUGCCUGUCUGGUCCCAAUGGUGAGGUUGUUUGCCAAGUCUUUAUGGAGUAUGCAAGAGUGUGUGCCCAUGCUGGUCACCCACUACACAACUGGAGAGCACGUUUUCCUGUCUGCGGUAUUGAAUGUCCUCUAGGGCUUCAUUACAGAGAGUGCAUCACCUGCUGUCCUGUGCACUGUAGUGUUGAAUGGAUGUGCAUUGACAACAAGCUCCAGUGUCUGGAUGGCUGCUACUGUCCAGAUGAUCUGAUCUAUGAUGAUGGUAUGUGUGUGAAGUCAUCAGACUGCCCAUGUGAGCAUCGUGGAAUGCUGUACCCCUCAGGACACACCAUACAAGACGAGUGCAACAACUGCACCUGUGUUGGUGGUUUGUGGAACUGCACAAAACACAGUUGCCCAGGAGAAUGCUCGGUUACAGGAGAUAUGUACUUCCAGUCUUUUGAUGGUCAUGUUUACACCUUCUUGGCUACAUGCCAGUAUGUUUUAGCCAAGAGCCGUAAUUCAGGCGGCUUCAUAGUGACGAUCCAGAAUGCUCCAUGUGGACCUAAUCUGGAUGGAGCUUGUAUUCAGUCAGUGAACCUGAUACUGAAUGAUGAUCCUCGUACUGAGGUUACACUCAGCCACAGUGGUGAGGUAUACAUGACGAGCCAGUUCCACAUCACUCUGCCACAUUCUGAUGAGGUGUUUCAGAUCCAGGAGUUGUCGUCCAUGUUCGUUCAGGUGAAAACCAGUCAAGGUCUGCUGCUACAGUACAACUGGAGAGAGUUCCGGCUAUAUCUGCAGCUCGGGGAACUGUGGAGGGAUGACACAGUUGGGCUUUGUGGGACCUUCAAUGGAAACAUCCAGGAUGACUUUCUUGCACCUUCAGGCAUGAUCGAGAGUACUCCACAUUUGUUUGGGAAUGCAUGGCGUGUGUCAUCAGCCUGUGUGCCGCGGCCAAGCUUACCACAGCUUGACCCUUGUGAUACUCAUCAACAGGCAGCCUCCUAUGCGGUGGAAAAAUGUGAGCUGUUGAUGCAGGAGGUUUUCGCUGUGUGCCAUGAGUACGUGAGUCCCAUGGUCUUCCAGCUGCAGUGUCGUGCGGAUGUGUGCAGGUGUGGAACUCCAUGCCUCUGCUCUGCCCUCGCCCACUACACUCGUGCAUGCCGGAAGCACAACGUCAUCAUUGAAUUCCGCUUGCAUGUGCCUGAGUGUUCGGUCACAUGUCCACCAACAAUGGAAUAUGGUGUGUGUGUGUCAUCAUGUCAGCGGCACUGCCUGUCGCUGUCAGUCCCACAGCUGUGUGGAGAGGAGUGUGAAGAGGGAUGUGUGUGUCCGCAAGGAACAUACUACAGCACGCACACGCAUGCCUGCGUUAAACGGAGUGAAUGUCCAUGCAGUUUCUUGGGAGCCGAAUACUCUCCUGGAGAUGUAAUCUUGACAUCAUCCAGUGUACAAAUUUGCCAAGAUGGAAAACUUAUCUUGCAAACCAUUAUUACCGAUAAGCUGUGCCCACCUGGGCAGGUUUACGAAGACUGUGGGAACAGGCUGGAAGGGCCAUCAACUAGUAAAGGUUUAGCCUGUCUCCCCACAUGUGAGUCUUACCUGCUCAAUCUCACCUGCUCCAUCCACGAGCCUUGUGUGCCUGGCUGUGUCUGUCCUGCAGGGCUUUUAAAGCAUGUUGAUGAGUGUUUUGAGCCUAUUGCAUGUCCAUGUUUGUGGAAGGGUAAAGAAUAUUACCCUGGAGACAGAGUGUCAUCACCCUGCCACCAGUGUGUGUGUCAGCAUGGUUCAUUCCAGUGUGAGUUUCGUCCAUGUGCCUCAAUGUGCACCCUGUAUGGAGAUCGACAUUACCGCACAUUUGAUGGCCUGAUCUUUGAUUAUAUUGGAGCUUGUAAAGUUUACCUACUAAAGACUUCAGCUGAUGUAAUGAUAAGUGUUACAGCCAAGAAUGUCGACUGCUUUGAAAAUGGUGUAAUCUGCAGAAAAUCCAUUGUCAUCUCAGUUGGACAAUCCUUCAUAAUUUUUGAUGAUGAAAGUGGAAAACCUAACCCAGCCAGCAUGAUUGAGAGGCAGAAUGUGUACAUCUGGAAUGCAGGCUACUUCACCUUUAUUCACCUGUUGCAGUAUGAGCUCUCAUUGCUCUGGGACAGAAAAACCACUAUCCACAUACAAGCCGGACCCCGCUGGCAGGGUAAACUCUCUGGCCUGUGUGGGAACUUUGAUCUGAAAACAGUGAAUGAUAUGAGAACACCUGAUAACAUGGACUUAUUGACAGCACAGGAGUUUGGAAACAGUUGGACCGCAGCAGAGUGUGUGAACAGUCCUGAUAUAAGGCAUCCGUGCACUUUGAAUCCUCUACGUGAACCUUUUGCUAAGAGGCAAUGUGGGAUUUUGCUCAGCGAAGUGUUCCAAGUCUGUCACCCGGUGGUGGACGUGACGUGGUUCUACAUGAACUGCCUAGCUGAUACCUGUGGCUGCAGCCGUGGAGGGGACUGUGAGUGCUUCUGUACAAGUGUGGCAGUGUAUGCUCACCGAUGCUGCCAUCACGGAAUCACCAUUGACUGGCGCACCCCCUCCUUGUGCCCAUAUGACUGUGAAUACUACAAUAAAGUUAUAGGUAAAGGUCCAUUGAGGUUGCUAACCCAUAGGGACAGGAACUUGCUAUUAGCAGCCAAUCAGACAAAUGGAAUGGUGUUCCUGAAAAGGGGAAUGGAGAGUACUGAUGGUGUCCUGACUCGGUUCAUGAUGACACCAGGACUCAGCAAAACCAGACCGCACGACCCAUCACUAGUUUCCUUUGAAGCAGCAGAUAGACCAAACUACUUCCUCCACACCGAACGCAGUGGCCGUUUAAGACUGCACAAAUGGGAGGACAGCAAGGCAUUCUGGGAUGCAGCAACUUUUAUACUGCAUAGAAACACAUGGAUCUCUGGAUUUGAUUCACUAGAGUCACUCGUGUGGCCAGGAUUUUUCCUACACUACAUGCUGUCAAGACUCCAACUCCUGAAGUACAACCACUCAGAUCGCUACCGGAGGGCCACUCUCUUCAAACUUGCUGGCAGCACCACAGACUACUCCAUGGGUCCUCUUUGCCAAUGGCGAUAUGAGUCCUGUGUGAGUCCAUGUUUUAGAACAUGCAGUGACCCAGCAGCACGGAGCUGUAUUGAUAUUUUAAAGGUAGAGGGAUGUGUGGCCCAGUGUCCAGUGCACAUGGUUUUGGACGAGGUCACUCAAAAAUGUGUCUACGUGGAGGACUGUAUUAACCCUCCAGUUACACCACCAGGCCUCAUAACAACAUCUACAGUUGUCACUUCUGAACCUCUGGAUACAGAGAUCUCCACCAGUAGCCGUCCAGCUACAGAGUCAAUCACCUCCACAACUCAGAUGAUGUCACCCUCUCCAAAACCUAGUAGUACAGCUAGUACAACAGCCACUACGGGCGGUUUAAUUCUCUCGCCCACACCAAGUACUGCUCCUAUCAUGGCUGUGCUAGAGACAACUGUAACAACUGUGAAGACAUCUGUCUCCUCCGCUAAGCCACUAUCUUCUACUCUCAGAACCACUAGAAGCCCCGACAUGUCCUCUCUUUCCCCCAUUACAGUAAGGACACAGACAGUGUCUACUUCUAUCUCUUCACCAGUGACCUCUGCAACUCUAAGGUCAGCAGGGACUUUGGCACUAUCCACAGUUACCAGCUCACCUGUAGUGUCCAGCGUGUCCCCUAUGUCAGCUGAGCAGCCCACUAGAAUAAGUACUCUCCUCUUUCUCCCAAAAUCUACCCCCAGAGACACUACUGAGUCCACUUCCCUGACGCUCAAAGAGUCUCUUCUAGAUACAGCCAGCACUGAACCUGCCACUGUCUCAAAGCUUUCCAAUGCCACUGCUAGACCCACUGUGAUCUCUACAGCCAGUGCAAAGACUUUUAGUGCUGAAACCUCUUCAAUAUAUGGAGUUCCUCCAUUGGAGUUAAAUACAUCUGCCACCAUAACACAGCCAACUGUAUCUCCUCCUAUACAUAUAUUGACUGUUACAACUCCUGUGUUCACUCCAUCCACAGAGUUCAACACAACAGUUAGUGCCUUCAGAACUCUGAAAUCAACACCAGUAAGUGGCACUGAAACAAGAGAAUAUUCAGUGGCACACACCACAGGGACAACUAAGCCUACUUCAUCUGCUGUGAUGAAAACCUCUACAACACACCUCCCAGUGAAACCUGAGACAUCACCCUUAACACAAACAACACACUCUUUGCUUACGAUUACUACACCAGAGCAACUUGAAACUUCCAAAACAACCUUACCUGUCAUCCCAGAUAUAGAUCAGCAAGCAACUCAAAUCAUUUCAGGGCCUUCCACAGUUUCUACAAUUAAGGCAGUAGAAACCAUACUGACAACAACUGAUCAGCCAACUCUUAUUCCCCGUAGCAUUCACACACCCUGGUCUCCUGCAGUUCCAGUCUCUGAGAAGAUUUUACACACAACAACAUCCUGGGGAUUGAGUCAAACUGCCACCACACGGUUCACUUCUACCCAGUCUGUUCCACCUGAACUCUUUCAAACCACUAUUAAAGUCGCAGAGCCCACUGAUACAAGCACCGCAGUGCCAUUGCUAACCACACACACCACUGUAUUUCCUUCACCUAUAGAACAUAUCACAUCAGUGCUGACACCUUCACAGGUCUUACCCACUCACGUGACAACCCCCAGAACUUCUCCAAUGGUAAUCACUGGUACCACAUCGAAGGCUACCACAGCAAGCUCCACAGAGUCACAUGUGAGUCCAUUUCCAGAGUCAUCCUCAGCCACAGCACACCUCAGAGAGAGUGUCAUCACCUCCACUCAGCUUUCUACAUCACAUCCCACAAUUGCAGCCAAGAUAAUGACAAAGGAAACACUGCCUAGUUAUACACCAGGGUCUCCCAAGGUUACUAUCACUACCUCAGCAACCACAUUAGUCCCACAGAAACAACCAACAGUUUCUACUUCCAUGAUGAGCACUGCAGCUGCAACUGAAAAGCCUCACCCAACUUUGUCAACCACAGGGAGCAAGACCUCCACCCUCAGCUCUGCAAUUCUCCAUCUAAAAACGGAGACAACUCAUUACCCUCCACACACCGAUAGAGCUGCACUAUCUACUACUAAAGCCACACAACCUUCAUCAUGGUCACCUGCACUGUACAUGUCCAGCACAUCACCUCCAGAAUUGACUUCUCCCUCAGAGAGAAUGACAACCAUCCUCACCUCAACUAUUUCUGUCUCCACCACACAAGGAACUCCCAGGAUCACAAAAACAACAAGUAUUUCACCUUCAUUGGUGACUGAAAAGGCUGCCACAAGUACAUUUGUUUCUCUGGAGAUGACAGAGCCUGUUUCCCAAACUAGCCUCUUCUCAACAAUUCCUAGCACGAAGGCAUAUCCUCAAACACCUGAACAUGCAAGUGAAACCAAGACCACUGCAAUAUUGAUGAGCACAGUCACUGCAACAGACAGUCCUUUGGCACCAUCCAACUACACAACUACAUCCUCUAAAACGACUACCUCUCCCACAACUUCAUCUUCAUCAGCAAGUCCAGUGGUGACUGAACGACCCCCUGCCCCAGACAUUUCCCCAGAGGUUAGUUCUGUAGUCCCUGCAACACCCACCUCUCCAUCUGUAACAGAGUCAAAGCACUGGAUGACUCCAGAAGAGGAGACUUCUUUGACUAAAACAGCUUCAUCCACCACAACAGAGGGUGUUGUUUCCCCCAAAGUCUGCAUGCCACCAUAUUCUGAGGUGGUGGAUGAGUGCACUAAACUCAUUUGUGUGAGUGGUCAGUUGCUCUUGUUCAAUAAGUCCCAGAGCUGUCCCUACGACUCCAGCCCCCCAAACUGUGGCCUCCUGGGAUUCGCUGUACAGGUCAAUGGGGACAAGUGCUGCCCAAAGUGGACCUGUCCAUGUCGCUGUUCAGUAUUUCCUGACCUGAAUGUGGUGACAUUUGAUGGGAACAAUGUGGCCAUUUUUAAAGCUGCUUCCUAUGUGGUGACUCGGCUGCCCAACGAGACCAUCAGCAUUCUGGUGCAGGAGUGCCACAGCACGGACAGCACAGUUAUCUGGAACUUCACACACCUGUGCCUGACAGCUUUGAAUAUUACCCAUGAAGCCAAUGAGGUGCUCAUAAAUCGCAUCCAGAGACAUCUGUAUGUGAACUCUAGGUAUGCAAAACCACGGUUUAAAAAGUAUGGUUUUGAGGUUCUAGAUACAGGGAACAUGUAUCUGAUCCGAAGUCCUGCGGGCCUGAAGAUCCAGUGGUUCCACAGUACAGGCAUGAUGGUGAUUGAAACAGACACCUGCACUAACAAGCUCUCCACCAUGGGACUAUGCGGCUGUUGUGAUGGUAACCCGUUGAACGAUCUGACCCUGUCCAAUGGUACCGUUGUGGCUGAGACUGAGGAUCCAGCUGUGUUCAUUGAUAGCUGGCAGGUGCCCAACACCACCAGCUAUGUAAGCCACAGCAGGAGGAGGGAGGUUAACUGCUCCACCAGUGACUGCUCCACCUGUCAUAGCAUGCUCAACAACCCCAGCUUCACCGCCUGCCGCCCCUAUGUUCCACCAGCCACAUUUUGUGAAGUGUGGGUGCGAGAUGCGGAGUACGUUAACAACCCUUGUGUAGCUCUUGCUGCCUACGUGGCAUCCUGUAACAGGUUCAACAUCUGUAUCGAGUGGAGAAGUCCACACUACUGCCCAUUCAUGUGCCCAGAGAAUCUGCAGUACCAGGCAUGUCUGUCAGCCUGUACAGCAGUGUCAUGUCCUAACCAGGACUUUGAGUAUCACGUAGAGCAGUGCUCAGGCCUGUCUGAGGGCUGUGAGUGCCCGCAGGGAACUCUCCUUCAUCGGCCCUACUCUACACUGUGCAUCCCACCUCAAAAAUGUGCUUGCACUGAUAGCUUUGGUGCUCCUCGCACCCUGGGGGAGGUCUGGAAGGCGUCCAUUGAUGGAUGCUGUAUGUAUAGGUGUGAGAGUGAUGGCAUCGUGCCAGUCAAGUUCAACUGCAGCAAUGUUCCCCAGCCAGUUUGUACACGAGCAGGAGAGAUCAGCAUCAGCCUUGCAGAUGACAACAGUUGCUGCCCACGAAGAAUGUGUGUGUGUAAUCAGAGUGCAUGUGAAGCAGCUCCUCUUGGGUGUAAAUUUGGAGAAAAGAUGGUGUCAUACUUUAGACAAGACUCUUGCUGUCCAGAGUACGCAUGUGAGUGUGAUCCUGAGCAGUGUGUGCUGGAUGUUCCUGUGUGUCGGGAGGAUCAGGCGCUUAUUGUCACUCACACUGAAGGGAGCUGCUGCCUAGCCCACAUUUGCAUGUGUGAUGUUUGUUCUGAUGUAGUCCCUGACUGUGCCAGUGUUGAACUGCUCACAGUGGACACAAACAGUACAGAACGUUGCUGCCCAGUUUACCACUGCUUGUGCGAGCCAUCCCGAUGUUCAGUGAUGACUUGUCCAGUUGGAAUGACUGUUGUCUCCACUGUGAAUCCAGAGCAGUGCUGCCCAUCACAGACAUGUGAAUGCGCAUGCGAAAAAAUCACUUGGCCUAAAUGUUCCUUGGGUGAGAGUUUGCAAUUAGACAGAACAUUUCUGACAGAUCCUGCGAACCAGUGCAGCUGCAAACAAUAUCAGUGCGUGAGAGAUGCAGUAUGUAUAGAUGGAGAAAGAGGUGUGAUGAGGCCAGGUCAAACUCUGAUGGAACACACUGCUCUGGGUGUGUGCUACACCACGAGGUGCACACGCACUCUGGACCCUGACACGGGUUUCUACCGCAUACAAGCAUCCAGUACUAACUGCACAGCACAGUGUCAGCCUAACCAGGUUUAUGUUCCCCCUAAGGACCAGAGCGCCUGCUGUGGACUGUGUAAGAAUGUGUCUUGUGUGCAGCACAGUGACAAUGGAUCUCUGACCUUGUACAAGCCGGGGAAAAGCUGGGUGUCAGACUGCAUGCGGUACGACUGUGCAGACACUCAGUCUGGGCCAGUGCUGGUGUCCUACUCCUACAGCUGCCCCCCCUUCAAUGAGACAGAAUGCAUGAAGAUUGGAGGCACAGUAGUUACAUACAUGGAUGGAUGCUGCAAAACAUGCAAGGAGGAUGGAAAAUCAUGUCAGAAAGUUACAGUGAGGAUGACAAUACGGAAAAAUGAUUGCCGUAGUAACAGACCGGUGAACAUAGUGUCAUGUGAUGGCAAGUGUCCUUCAGCGAGUAUUUACAACUACAACAUCAACACUUACGCACGGUUCUGUAAGUGCUGUAGGGAGAUGGGUCUCCAGCGCCGCUCGGUCCAACUCUACUGCAGUGGCAACUCUUCCUGGGUCAGCUACUCCAUACAGGAGCCAACAGACUGCUCCUGCCAGUGGUCCUAAAGCAUGCAAUAACACGCAAACUCAACUGAAAGUGUCAGUUCCACAACACUGUAUGUUCACGUACCCUUGAGCAAGGGGAAUUCUAGCACUGUCAAACGGAUCUGAUAUAUUGUUGCUUUAUAACUUGAACAGAAAGUGUUACUCAUUAAUUAAGUGAACUUGAAAACAUAGCUUAAUUUUACAGGGACAAAAAAUUAGUGUCCAUCCAUAACUCAUAUGACAUUAUAGGUAUUGGUGUACUGUUGUUUUGUGGUGUAAUCUGUCCCUUAGUGUUACACUAAUGAAAUUGUGUGUGCCACCAACACUCAACGGGGAUCCAUAAAGCCUCAUGGUUUGUACAAAAACAAAAAAAAACAAAAAACACAGUAAAGUAAUUAUAUGUAUUAGAUGCUUUACUAUAGGAAAUAUAACUUUUUAAUGUACUUUAGAUUAAGUGAUUCCAGAUGUUUUGUAAUCAACCAUGCCAUUUUUUACAGUUAAAAUUGAACUAUAUUUCAUGCACUUUAUUUAUUUAUUACAUUACAUAAACAAUUUCAAAAUUCAUGACAAAAUUGGAAAUAUUCAUUUAUGGGCUUGUCGUUUUGUAAAGCACUUGAAAUAUCAAUUCCUUGAUAGACAGUGCAUUCACCAAAGUAGGCAUUGCCCAACUUGAUGUUACAAGAUUCAGUAGAACAGUGCAAGGUCAUAUACUGUUGAUGGCAUCAUGAAAAAUAUGCAAUGUAAAUGGUUCAGACAUAAGAACAGUUUAGAAGCCUCUAACAUUUUUACAAAAUAUGUGCUUAGCUUCAACUUGGAUUAUAACGAACUUGUA
Messenger RNA from Electrophorus electricus (electric eel), 10366 nucleotides. Lineage: Eukaryota; Metazoa; Chordata; Actinopteri; Gymnotiformes; Gymnotidae. The record is from RefSeq and is a predicted model, not a curated record.